This is a messenger RNA of Galendromus occidentalis (western predatory mite), 1355 nucleotides long. RefSeq names its product innexin shaking-B. Gene Ontology annotation, cellular component: gap junction; plasma membrane. The coding region runs from base 1 to 1086 and encodes 361 amino acids. NCBI's taxonomy places the organism in Eukaryota, Metazoa, Arthropoda, Arachnida, Mesostigmata, Phytoseiidae. The record is from RefSeq and is a predicted model, not a curated record. The transcript is spliced from 6 exons. Gene Ontology annotation, molecular function: gap junction channel activity.
AUGAUAAGCCUAAUCGGCACGCUCCGGGGCUUGCUCAAGAUCAAGCCUGUGCACAUCGACGGCGUCGUGUUCCGCUUACAUCAUGGCCCCACUGUGGUACUUCUGCUCGCCUUUUCUGCUCUCAUCACAACCAAGCAGUAUUUCGGUGAUCCUAUCGAUUGUGAUAUAUCUGGAGGAGCACCGAAAUCCCUGAUGAAUUUAUACUGCUGGAUACACGCAACGUAUUCCGUGAAGUCAUUGUUCAAAGAUGUGGACGGCGUUGAAAUCGUUUACCCGGGUGUGGGCUCCUGGAAAGGCGCUCCACCGAAGCAAUACGGCCAGCAGGGAGAUUACAAGUUCCAUAAGUACUAUCAGUGGGUGUCGUUGAUGCUAUUCUUCCAGGCGGUGUUAUUCUACACACCGAGAUGGAUUUGGAAAGCUUGGGAGUCUAGACGUUUGGAGAAUCUCCUGGCCCCUCGAGAGCCUUCCGAUACCGCGAGGUCCAUCUGGACAGGCGGCUUCAACAAUUACAUGUUCCGCUACGUCGCCUGUGAAUUUUUGUGUUUGAUUAAUGUUGUCGCCCAGCUCUUCGUGAUGAACCGAUUCCUCGACGGCGAAUUCACAACAUUCGGUCUGGACGUGCUUCGCUUUUUAGAUGAAUCGCCUGAACUCCGGAUCGACCCUAUGGUGCGAGUAUUCCCCAGAGUCGCGAAAUGCCAUUUCCAGAAGUUCGGCGCCUCUGGGAAUGUAGAAACGCACGACGCAGUCUGCGUUCUACCUUUGAACAUCAUCAACGAGAAGGUCUAUGUAUUCCUGUGGUUCUGGAUGUGGAUGCUCUGUACCCUGACGAUAUUCACCAUGAUUUACCGCAUGAUCCAGCUCUUCACCGGAGGGGCCAUCCGCGCUCGACUGAUGAAAUGGAGGUUCUAUUAUGUACCAGAAGUCAUGCCUGCUGUUCGCGACUGUUCGGCCGGACAGAGCUUCGUGCUCUACAUGCUCGGGAGGAAUAUGGACACGUCGAGCUUCGUCGAUGUGUUGCACGAACUUAACCGACUCCAGGGCAAAGCUCCCGGAUACGAGUCUGUCUCGAGAGAAGAGAAAAUCUAGCCCCAUGCUUCCGGUCUCUCGAGUAUGCUACCCCCCGUGUAAAUCUCGUGGUCGAUGCCGGCGAUCCGCUCCGGGAAGCAGAAGCGUCUCUUCUCCGGAUGGCGGGCGAUAAUUCAUGCCGCAUACCUUGAAAUAGCGUGUGUUCAAGGGCAGACAAUCGGAGCUGACGAUAAGCUGAAUCAUCAUGUCUACUUCAAUCCUUCCGCGCCAUGUAUAUCCUACUUUCACCUGUUUCUGCCAUUUAUAUAAAGAACUACUUAAUCGUCGAA